AUGGCCAAGAGGAGGGUGACAUGGAACACCUUGCUGCUGACUAUAGUCGUGACCUCUCACCUAAACACAGCUGGUACAGAUCAAUGCAUGGGGGGCAGCAACAUCUUCACAGAGAUCCCAGAAAACAGCCCCAAUGGCUCCUUCGUGGCCAACCUGACAGACUUUGGGGACCCACGGACCAGCGGCUUGCAGCUCUACCUAAGUGGCCCCGACUCCCACUGGUUCUACCUGGAGGGGAAGACAAUUCGUCUGAAUGUUUCCACAGAGAAGACCCUGGACCGAGAGGCUUUGAAUCCUCCUGUUCUGGUAGUAACCCUGUUCUGUUCUGAAGACAGCUUCCCCACGGUGGAGUACAGGGUCAUCAUACAGGUGCUCAAUGAGAACGACCACCGGCCCCGCUUCCAAGAAGAUCCGCUUCUUCCCCAGAACAUCAGUGAGCUGGCAGCCCUCCACUCCGUGGUAUUUACAACACUAGCAGAAGACGGUGAUGGGGACUCCCUCCUGUAUUCCAUCGACAACACGUCUCCUGAUGCUGUGCACUUCCGCAUUGACCUGCCCAACAGCGGGAGGGUGGUCCUGGCACAGCCGCUGGACUUUGAGACCAAACACAGACUCGAAGUGGUGAUCCAUGCCACGGAGACGAGUACCAGGGAACGAUACAAGUGCACCACCACUGUCCACAUCAAUGUCCUGGACGGAGAUGACCAGUACCCAAGCUUCCUGCCCUGCCGCCCCCUGGGACCUCAGAACUCCCAUGUCUGCCUAAGCCCCAUUUACACAGUCAACAUCACGGAGGGAGAGACCCCAGAAGGGCCUUUACGCUUUCAGCCUGGAGAUAUCUAUGCAGAAGAUGGAGAUCAUGACCUCAAGGCUGCUAUUUCCUAUUCCAUCCUUACAGGGGCAGAUGGUGACCGUUUUCAUAUGGAUAACACCACAGGGGCCCUAACCAUGCAAAAAGAGGCUCCCAGCAGCCAGCUCACGUCUGCCUUCCACCUCACUGUGAUGGCAGCCCAGGUGAAUGACCCCAGAAAGUAUGCUGUGUCAGAGGUGCUGGUGAGGGUACUGGCUGUCAACCAUCAUCCACCCCGCUUCUCCUUGCCCCACCAUACUGCCUUUGUGUUCGAGAGUCCGGAUACUGCCACCCUUCUGGUCACCUAUGGUGGGCAGGUCCUUUCUCUCCAUGCAGUGGACCCUGACUUCCCCAAUGGAAUUAAUCCAAACUUGUGGUACAAGCUAGUGUCUGAAGGCAAUCACUCCCAGCUUUUCUCUGUCACAAGAGAUGGACUGCUCCUCGCAAGGCCAAAUCAGCUCCAGGCCCAGGAGACCUACCUGCUGCAGGUGAUUGCUCAGGAUGCAGAAUCUGGGGAGGUGGCCAAUACCACUGCUGGUGUGGAGGUGCUGCCCUUGGGCCAAGCAGUUCCUCCAGAUCCUUCAGAGUUGUCCUCAUCCCCAAAUAUGGCUGACAGGGUGGUAGUGGUGGGCAGCCUGUCCCUGGCAGGGCUAUUUCUGGUGACCGGAUUUAGUCUGGGCAUUUGGGCACUGAGAAGGUGGCGGCAGCACCAGGAGUGCUCCAAGCAGACAGCGCUAGCUGAUGAAAAGCAUCCCAAUGUGAUGCUUUCCCAAGUCUCCACUAACCUAAUGGAUCAAGCCAAAAAUGGAAAGUCGGGUCCAAACCCAGGGAUAUUUUGCUUCCAGAACAAAGGCAAUAAUGAACCUACGGCCCCAACAGGCAAAGGAUCCAGAGGAAGAAGAGCUCAAAGUACUGGAGCCAAGGGUCCCUUGCUUUCCACUAGUGGAGAGGAUGAAAGAUUUGGACCCAAGGUGAAAACUUUUCCUAAUGGCAAGAUUCCAAAGCCUGUCAUGAGUUUGGAGGCUGUGUGGUCCCAAGAGCCAUCCCAGAUGUGCACAGAGAAUACAGACACCAUAACUGGCAGUGAGGUCAUGCCAUGUCAGGGGAAAAGGACAGGGGAAGAUCACCCUCAGAAGUCUGAAGAAGAGACACUGAUGGGAGGGAACAGAAGGCCCCAGGGCCCCUUAGUGGACUCGGCUGCCCGGUGGGUGCCCCAAGGGGAAGGUGGAGGCGGGGGCGGGGGCGGUGCCAUACGGAAGUGGCGGGAGGGCGGGAGAGCUGGCCGGCCGGCCGGCGGUCUGAGGAGGAAGGCGGAGGAGGCACUCCAAUUGAAGCUAAUUUCGGCCCGAGGUCCAGGAGCGCAGGGAUUCUGGGCCUGGGGUCGGCGGCGCACUCGCGCGCCUGCCCGUUCACCUGCCCAGAGCCACGGACGAUGCCGCUCUCUGUGA
Molecule: messenger RNA, 2298 nt
Organism: Sarcophilus harrisii (Tasmanian devil)
Lineage: Eukaryota; Metazoa; Chordata; Mammalia; Dasyuromorphia; Dasyuridae
Product: cadherin-related family member 5-like
Biological process (GO): calcium-dependent cell-cell adhesion; adherens junction organization; multicellular organism development
Cellular component (GO): catenin complex; adherens junction; membrane
Molecular function (GO): calcium ion binding; cadherin binding
Source: RefSeq, a predicted model, not a curated record